Pelagomonas calceolata is the source of this 7777-nucleotide messenger RNA. NCBI's taxonomy places the organism in Eukaryota, Pelagophyceae, Pelagomonadales, Pelagomonadaceae. The record is from the annotation of a GenBank genome assembly.
GGGGGCGCGAGCACGGUGGCACUAUUGGAUAAGGUCGCAGUGCGACGUACGACGCGCUCUGCUCAACUGCAAAGCGGUCGCGGAGCAGAGAUAGGAGUUCGUUGGGGCACUAGGUGCACCCUCGCAGCCGUGCGAGGCGUGUAGGUGUGCAGCACAGCACUAGCGAGUGAAGAUGGCGCGGCUUAGCAUAGCCUUGGCUUUGCUUGCAACCGCGCAUGCGUUCACGGGCCCGCUGGCGCCGCGGGCGCCGCACAAGAAUGCGCUAGUAGCGCCACAGCAGAAGGGCGUGCGCAACUGGCUCACGAAGCUCAAGGCGGCCGUCGCGGAUCCCGCGCCGGUAGCCGCCGAGACGAAGCAGGACCGCCUGGCGGAGUACGUCGCCGCGAAGGGCGGCACGCGCGUGAUCAGAAGGGUGCGCCGCGCGGCGUCCGCGAAACUUCGACGGCGAGCGCGCUACGAGCGCCGCGAGCGCUGCGUGAAACCGAAACCGCUGCGAAAACAAAUUGCCCCACUCACGCACCCCCGCACACAGGUCCUCAUCGCCAACAACGGCAUGGCCGCGACCAAGUCCAUCAUGUCCAUGAGAAGAUGGGCUUACUUGGAGUUAGGCGACGAGCGCGCUUUAGAAUUCAUCGUCAUGGCCACGCCGGAGGACUUGAACGCCAACGCGGAAUUUGUGAGAUUAGCCGAUGAAUAUGUAGAAGUCCCGGGCGGCUCGAACACCAAUAAUUAUGCCAACGUCAAGCUCAUUGUGGACACGGCGUCGCGAUUAGGUGUGGACGCCGUCUGGCCGGGCUGGGGCCACGCCUCCGAGAACCCGAAGCUGCCCCGCGCUUUAAAGGAGAAGGGCAUCGCCUUCAUGGGCCCGCCGGCGCCGGUCAUGUCUGUAUUGGGAGACAAAAUUGCGGCGAACAUCCUAGCCCAGACGGCGAAGGUGCCGUCGAUCCCCUGGAGUGGGUCGUUCGGCAACCCCGGCGACGACGGGCCGCUCCAGGCGAACUUGCAGGAGGACGGGACGAUCCCUCGCGAGACGUUCGAGGCCGGGUGUGUGCAUUCGGCCGAAGAAGCGUUAGCCGCGGCCGAGCGCGUCCAGUACCCCGUCAUGCUCAAGGCGAGCGAGGGCGGCGGCGGCAAGGGCAUCCGCAUGUGCAAGAACGCGGAAGAAUUGUCGGCGGCGUUUCCCCAGGUCGAGAACGAGCAGCCGGGUACCGUGCGGCGUCCUUUCACACACGCGAUCGUCGCGCCGCGUCGAUGGCGCAUGGCAUCGACGCCGCGCCGCGUCGAUGGCGUGGAGGCGACGUGAUGGUCUCGUGAAGAUGCCAUCGCCGCGACCACGAUCACGUGCGCGUCUCGCGGCGACGGCGUCACGCUACGUCCACGCAGGUUCCCCGAUCUUCGUCAUGCAGCUCAUGACCGGCGCGCGCCACUUGGAGGUCCAGGUCGUCGGCGACGAGCACGGCAACGCCGUCGCGCUGAACGGGCGCGACUGCUCGACGCAGCGCCGCUUCCAGAAGAUCUUCGAGGAGGCGCCGCCGACCAAACCUUCCGGAGGUAUCGCUAGACCGGACGUCUUCGCGGACAUGGAGUUGAAGGCCAAACAAUUAGUGCAGAACAUCGGCUACGUGGGCGCGGGGACCGUCGAGUAUUUAUAUAAUGCGGCCAACGACGACUAUUUUUUCUUGGAGCUGAACCCGCGGCUGCAGGUCGAGCACCCCUGCACGGAGGGCGUGACGGGCGUGAAUCUGCCCGCUACCCAAUUACAAGUGGCCAUGGGCAUCCCGCUGCCGAACAUGCCGGAGGUGCGGAGGUUGUACGGCAUCGACGAGAGUGACACGACGACGACCUUGGAUCUCGACGACCCGAACACGAAGUACCGGUACCGUAUGCGGCGUCUCGUUUCUUCACGCGGCGACGGCGUCUUCAUGAGACCAUCACUCCGUGGGCCCGAGAGGGUCCACGCGUCUCGCGAGAGCCGUGGCACGCCAUCGACGCAAAGGUGGAUGGCGUAUGAGCUUCACUGGACGCUGCGACUUCCACGCCAUCGCGGCGAACACACCGCCCCACGCGCACGCCCGUAACCACAUAAACACAACGCAGGCCCAUCCAGAAGCACGUCCUCGCGGCGCGCAUCACGGCCGAGAACCCUGAUGAAAGCUUCAAGCCCACGUCCGGCAAGGUCGAGCGCGUGUCCUUCCAGUCGACGCCGGCGGUCUGGGGUUAUUUCUCGGUGGGCGCGAACGGUGGGGUCCACGAAUUUGCGGAUUCGCAGUUCGGCCACCUCUUCGCGACCGGUGAGGAUCGGGAAGCGGCGAGAAAGGCGUUAGUGUUAGCUCUGAAGGAGCUGAAGGUGCGCGGCGAGAUCCGCAACCCGGUCGAGUACCUCGUGCAGUUACUGGAGACGGACGACUUCAAGAGCAACAACAUCGACACCUCUUGGCUCGACGGCAUCCUCGCCGCCAAGUCCAUCAACACGCACGUCGACGACAGCGUCGUCGUCGCGUCCGCCGCCUUGUUCCGGGCCCACGAGGCCUGCAAGGCCGCGCGGUCGGAAUUUGAGAGUGCAUUGGAGCGCGGCCAGUUCUCGACGGCGGGUCUCGAUGCGUUAGACACGUUCGACUUGGAUAUCGUCGUGAGUGACGUCAAGUACACGGUGACCGUCAAGCGCACGGGCGACGCGUCCUUCGACCUCGUGACGAACGGCGGGCCGGCCCUCGCGGCUUCGGUGCGCGAGCAGCCCGACGGUACUCUACUUGCGAGUUACGGUGGCAUCUCCCACCAGUUGACGGGGCAAGAAGAACCAUUAGGACUGAGGAUCAUCGUCGACGGCGCGACCGUCUUCGUGCCCGCGGCCUUUGAUCCUUCCGAGAUCAGGAGCGACGUCACGGGCAAGAUCGUGAGAUGGCUGAAAGAAGACGGUGAAUCGGUCGAGAAGGGCGAGACGUUCGCGGAAGUUGAAGCGAUGAAGAUGAUCAUGCCGUUUGUUUGCUGUGUAGAAAUCUUCAAUCGCCCUUCAAUUUGUGGUCUGUGUGAACUGUUGCUUGCUCUACGCGGUCGAGUGUAUCUCUCGGCGAUCGUGUCCGAGUUUGAGCUGAAAACAUGGCCGCGGUGCCGAGAUCGCCUCGACGCCUUCGACGCGGCCGCAUGAUUACCUCACUCACGGGUAUCAAUCAACGCAGGCUCAAGGCCGCCGACGCCGGCACGGUGUCCCCGAAGAUGGCCGCCGGAAGUGUGAUCGAGGCCGGGGAUUUGCUCGCUGGCUUAGAAUUAGACGACCCGAGCAAGGCUCGUAGCAUCACGCCCUUCCAGGGCGAUUCGUUGGGCUUGGAAGAAGCUUCUGCCGUCAAGCAGGACGCCCUACUCACGUACAGAUCGAUCUUCGACCAACUGUCGACGGCGAUGGACGGCUACGACGCGCUCGGCGAGGAUGCUGUGGAUGCCGUCGGUCGGCUCGUCGAGGCCAUUGCGGACCCGGACGUGUUCAGACUGCAAGUAAGAGAGGUCGCGGGCGCGAUUGGGCAGAAGAUGCCGGCCGAGCUCGACGCGGCGCUGGCCAAAGUAGCGGCUUCCAUCGACGUCGCCGGGCUCGAGUCCGAGUUAGCUGCAUACGAGAACGAGCCCGCGGUUCAAUCUUUGAGAGAUCUGGCGGCGCAGUGGGCCGGCGGCGCGGCUGGGGUCGCCGCGGAUGCGGUUGCUGAUUUGUUGGAUCGGUUCCUAGCGGUGGAGGAGAAGUUCGUCGGGCGCGCCGAUGAAGAUGCGGCUACCAGAGAACUGAUCAAGGCUUCUUCUAAAAAAGAUGCGGCCGACGUCUUGUUGGCUCACGGCAAGCUCAAGGCGAGAAGCGCCUUGGCGAGGGCGCUGGUUGCUGCCGUGCCUCGCGUCCAAGCGCUGUCUGGCAGAGCUACCGACGAAGAAAGAGCGAGACUCGAGAGGGACUUGGACCGAGUAGCAGCUUUGGAGGCGGCCGGCCCGGGCUACGCUACUGUUUCAUUAGCCGCUGGAAUGGCGAGACUCAGACAAAAUGUCCCCCCCUUCGAUGCGAGACUCGCCUCAUUGAAGAACGACAUCUCCAAGGCGUCUGACUUGAGUACUUUUGCCUCGAACCCGCAGCUCGGAAGUUACACGCGCGGCGUCGAUCUGUUGACGGAGCUGUUUGACGACCCUACUGUUGGUGUAAAGGCGGCAGAAGUAUAUGUCCGUAGGAUGUACUCGGCGCAUGACAUCCUCGACAUCUCGAUCACCAAAAAAGAUGAGCACCUCGAGGCGUCGUGGUGGUACAAGUUCCGCAACGACGACGCGGCGAAGGCGCCGCUGCGCUUCGGCAAGCUGGUGUUAUUUGAUGAUGCUGCGAGUGCCGUGGCUGGGUUGAGCGCCACGGUCGAAGGGUUUGGGGAUGAGUUACGCAGUGGCCUGCAGACGCAUAGUUCGUGGGUGGCUGAUCCUUCCGACGAGACGCCCGUGAACACGAUCCAUCUCCUCUUAAAGUCGAACGAAGCGACGACCGAUGAUAAGGCACUCGUAGCUACGCUAGAACAGGCCUUGGCCGGCGUCCAGAACGCCGUCGAGGCCGCGCGCCUGCGUUCGGUAAAUUUCGUGGCCACGGACGCGCCGUACUACCCGCGCUACUUUACCUUCGUGAAUCCGACGUGCAUUGAAUUUGGCGCGCAGCCGGGGCCGUACCGCGAGGACCCGCUCAGACGUGGCAUGCGGCCGACGUUUUACCACUUACUGGAGUUGGGCGCCGUGGAGCGGAACUUUUUGACCAUGCCCCUGCCUACCGUGAAUAGGGACCUGAGAGUGUACGUGGGCGACGAUAGAGCUGGGAGAGCCAAGAACCCGAAGUUCGCGGCCCAGUCGGUCUUCGUGCGUCGCUUGACGCACUCGAGGGAUUUCUUCGAAGGGGGCUGCGCUCGCUUACUCGACAAGGCCUUGGACGCGCUAGAUAUGGCUCUCCUCGACGCUCGCGUCAAACCGACGGCGUCCGGCCGCGUCUACGUGAACGUCAUCCCGCCGGUUGAAUUUGAAAGUGCCAAAGAACUAGAUCAGGAGUUCCAGAAGACCCUUGGGGGGUAUUUAGCCGCGCGAGCGACGCGCUUACUAGCGGCUAGGGUGGAUGAAAUAGAGGUCAAGUUCGCGUUCAAGACGGCUGGGGGCGUCAUCCCCGUGCGCGGCGUCGCUACCAGUGCGGAGGGGCCCUGGCUUAGUCUGAGGACGUAUAUCGAGCGCGUCGACCCGGUCACGGGUGUCACGCUGUCGUACUGCGACGUCGAAGGCAACAACUGCGUCGUCGAGCCCUACCCGGCUGCCGACGCCGUCUCCAAGAAGCGAGCUACCGCCAGACGUAUUGGCACGACGUAUGCCUAUGAUUUCGUCGGUUUGUUGGCUACUGCUCAAUUACAAGCCUGGAGGGAUAGAAAUGAUCAAGUCGUGGCGUUCGGAGGUGAACCGAUUGACAUUCCCUCGUCUGACUCCGUAGUAGUAGCCGAAGAACUUUUGUUCGACGACGACGCGGAGUACGGCGUCUCCACCAAAGGUAGCAGACCGGUAGGUACCAACGACGUGGGCAUGGUCGGCUUCUCGUGCACUUUUAGAACCCCGGAGUACCCGGAGGGCCGCGAGGUCGUCAUCGUCGCGAAUGAUGUGACGUACCAGUCCGGCUCCUUCGGUGUUGCGGAGGACGACUUCUUCGCCAAGGUCACGCGGUUUGCCGCUGCUCGCGGUGUCCCCAGAGUGUACCUGUCGUCGAACUCCGGCGCCCGCAUCGGGCUCGUGGAAGCGUUGAAACCGCUCGUCGGCGUCAAGUGGGUCAGCAACGACCCCUCCAAGGGUUUGGAGUACUUGUAUGUCACUCCUGAGGACCUCGAGAAGCUCCCUUCCGGAAGUGUUGACGUGAAGCCGAAGAAUCGCAACGGCCACCACGAGAUCGAGGCCAUCAUUGGUUCUGAUGAUCAGGUGCCGGACGGCAUCGGGGUCGAGAACCUUCGCGGGUCGGGCACGAUCGCCGGCGAGACGUCGCGAGCUUAUGAGGAGACCUUCACGUUGUCCUACGUGUCUGGACGCUCUGUGGGCAUCGGCGCGUACCUGAAUCGUUUAGGCCAGCGGGUCAUCCAGAUGAAGACCGGGCCUAUGAUCUUAACAGGCUUCCAGGCCCUGAACAAGCUGUUGGGCAAGGCCGUGUACACGUCGCAAGAUCAACUCGGCGGGCAGCAGAUCAUGGUUCCCAAUGGUGUUACUCAUCUCGGGGUUGAUGACGACUACGAGGGUUCGGGGCGGCGUCCUAUGUAUUUUAUGUCGUCUUCGUGAGCCCACGUUGCCGCGACGGCGUCGACGCGGCCGUAUGAGAGUACACGUCUCAACCGUGGCGUGGUCGCGUCGAUGGCGUCGACGCGGUGCUACGUCGCCGCGACGCCAUCGACGCGGUCGUCGCGACACGCCGUCGCCGCGGCCUUGACGCCAUAGACGCCGCGACACGCCAUCGACGCGACACCUAGAGAGAGACACGUCGUCACGCGCAGGCUGCGAGGCCAUUGUGAGAUGGCUCUCCUACGUCCCCGCGACGGCCAACGACCUCAAGCCUGGUUUAUUAGCACCGGCGGACCCCGUGGAUCGGCCGGUGACGGCCCGGCCGCCGGCCGACGGCUCGCCGUACGACGUCAGAGAACUCCUCGACAACGCCGACGGCACGGGCUUGUUCGACAAGGGUUCGUUUACGGAGACGCUGGCGGGCUGGGGCAAGACCGUCGUCGCGGGCCGGGCGAAGUUGGGUGGCAUCCCGUUCGGCGUCAUCUCCGUCGAAACUAGAACGGUCGAGGCAGUAGUCCCGGCGGACCCGGCGAACCCCGACUCCAGGGAAUCGAUCAAGCCGCAAGCCGGCCAGGUCUGGUACCCGGAUUCCGCGCACAAGACCGCUCAGGCGAUCGCCGACUUCGGACGGGGCGAGAAACUGCCGCUCAUGAUCCUCGCGAACUGGCGCGGCUUCAGUGGCGGGACCAGGGACAUGUACGACGAGGUCCUCAAGUUCGGCGCGAAGAUCGUGGAUGAAUUGACGAAGUACGACAUGCCCGUUUUUGUGUACAUCCCGCCCAAGGCCGAGUUGCGAGGUGGGGCCUGGGUCGUCGUGGACCCGACGAUCAAUAGUGAUUUUAUGGAGAUGUACGCCGACCCGGAAAGUCGUGGUGGGAUCUUGGAGCCGCCGGGGAUUUGCGAGGUCAAGUUCCGGUCGCCGGACCAGAAGAAGGUCAUGGCGCGGACGGACGCCGAGCUCGCGAAGUUAUUGGCGCAGCCGGCGUCGGCGGAGCGCGACGCGGCGGUGGCGGCGCGGGAGGCGAAGCUGGCGCCCCUGUACCAGCAGGUGGCCAUCGAGUUUGCCGAUCUCCAUGAUAGGGCGGGCCGCAUGAAGGCCAAGGGCGUUAUUAGGGACGUGGUCUCGUGGGAGGGCGCCCGCGGCUACUUCUACAAAAGAGCUGCUAGGCGGCUCGCGGUCGAUGCUCUGGCGAAGGGCAUCUCGAGGCAGGGUGGCUCGCUCGCGGACGCCACUUCUAAGGUCGAGGCGUUCUGCGACUGCGACUGGUCGGAUGAUGAUGCGGUGUUGUCGUACUUCGACGCGCACGCGCGGGAGGCGGCCGCGAUGGUCGACGAGGCCGAGAAGGAAGCAUUAGUGCAGAAGCUGAAGGGCAUCUUCGCCGGGCGCGCGGACGCGGGCGCGCUCGUCGCCGCAGCGAUGGCGUAGACGCGCGGUCCUCUCCCCUCCCCAUCCCCUACUAAAGAACUAUACAAUCGA